GGCAUGGAUGGACAUACUAGUUCCCAUAAGUCUGCACUUAUCAAUCACUCUAAAACCCUAAACCCUUGUAAAAUCCCAAAAAUCCCAUAUCCCAAUUCAGUCAAUGUUUCAAGCCUACUCGCAAUCAACUGCAAUUGGAAGUCCAAGAAUGUUUCCAGCGUUAAGCAGAUCAAGUUUGCUCCGAUUGUAUUCACGACCAAGAAAGUUGAUCGCUUUUAGAAAAUCACCCUCUUGCAACAUUUCCGCAGCAGCUACUCCUGUCGAAUUUUCACCAAAAUUCUCGGCGUCAAGGAUUAGAAAUUUGUUUUCCAGAAUCAGCCCCCUCAGGAAGGACCACGAUGUUGUCCAGGUGCUCGAUCAGUGGGUUGCCGAGGGUAGAAAAAUCCAUUACCAGGAAUUCCAACGUAUAAUUCGCGAUCUGCGGAGCCGCAGACGAUUCUCGCAGGCUCUUCAGGUCUCAGAGUGGAUUAGUUGUAAUGGUGUAUGUAAAAUGUCCCCAGGUGAUUGUGCUGUCCAUUUGGAUCUGGUUGGUGUUGUCCGCGGAUGUGAAGCUGCGAAGAGCUACUUUAGUAACUUAUGCGACCAAGACAAGAACGAAAAGACGUAUGGUGCUAUGUUGAACUGUUAUGUGAGAGAAGGCGUCUUAACGAAAGCCCUUCUCCAUCUGCAGAGAAUGAAAGACAUGGGAUAUGGCUCAUCGGCUAUUACUUACAACAGCAUCAUGGUCCUGUACAAGAAAGCAGGUCAGCUUGAGAAAAUUCCUGAGAUUCUCUCGGAAAUGAGGAAGAACGGUGUGGCUCCUAACAGUUUCAGUUACAAAAUGUGCUUGAGUUCUUUCGGUGAGAGAUCUGAUCUUGGUGGCAUGGAGAAGCUUCUAGAUGAGAUGGAGUCACUAACUGACAUUUCCUUUGAUUGGAGCACGUAUUCUAUGGCUGCCUUUCAGUUCAUAAAAGCAGACGAGAAGGAGAAGGCGCUUGCUUAUAUGAAGAAGGCGGAAGAGAAGCUCGAUAAAGAUGCUAUAGGCUAUAAUCACUUGAUCUCACUCUAUGCCCACCUAGGGCAGAAAGAUGAAAUGAUGAGGUUGUGGGCUUUACAGAAAUUUGUAUGCAAAAAGCAAAUCAACAGAGACUAUAUCACCAUGUUGGGCUCUCUGGUAAAGCUUGGAGAGCUCGAAGAAGCCAAGGCCGUGCUAGAUGACUGGACUUGUUCUUGCCACACAUACGACUUCAGAGUGCCGAACAUACUCCUGAUCGGGUAUUGUCAGAGGGGUCUCCCCGAUAAAUCUGAGGCAAUGCUUCGGGAAAUUAUCAAAAGGGGAGAAAUUCCAACUCCCAACAGCUGGUCCAUCAUUGCUACGGGAUAUCUGGAUAACAGCAAUCCAGGGAAGGCUUUGGAAUGCAUGAAACGAGCAGUGGCUGCAAAAGAAGGCAAUGACAAAUGGAUGCCGAAGGCUGAUCAGGUUGCGAGGUUGCUAGAGUGGCUUGGCGAGGAAGGAGAGAUUCAAGAAGUGGAAGCUUUUGUAUGGCAGCUUAAGACGGUGAUGCCGGUGAAAACAGAAAUGUACCAUACCUUGAUUAAAGCGAGUGUAAGAGUGGGUAAAGAUGCUGGUUGGGUUUUGGAUCAAAUGCGAAGUGAUGAUAUCGCUGUUGAUGAUGAAACGCAGAAGUUGCUUUGCAGAUGACCAUUCCAUCCUUUUUUUAAUUAUUAUUUUUAUGGUAAAUGUUGAUAUGUUUCACAUCUGCACUUUUAAUGAAAGAAGUAGUAACGUGCAGAUGACCAAGUAUUCCUUGUUUUUCUUCAUAAAUCAUAUCACUUAGAUCAUCCACAUUGAUUAAAUCAAGUCUUAAUUCAUUGA
This is a messenger RNA of Salvia miltiorrhiza (redroot sage), 1855 nucleotides long. Its product is annotated as pentatricopeptide repeat-containing protein At4g21705, mitochondrial-like. Lineage: Eukaryota; Viridiplantae; Streptophyta; Magnoliopsida; Lamiales; Lamiaceae. The transcript is spliced from 2 exons. Bases 104 to 1681 code for a protein of 525 amino acids. The record is from RefSeq and is a predicted model, not a curated record. Gene Ontology annotation, cellular component: mitochondrion. Gene Ontology annotation, molecular function: protein binding.